AGUUCAAACUAAUCUAACCAUUUGGAUCUUCCAGUGCUUGUAAUUUUUGCGGUUUUAUUCGCAUUAUGCCAACAAAAACGCUGACAGCGUUCAAUUUUAUUAAUAUCAUCUAAGAUCACAAUAAAAAAUGUUUUAUUAAUAACAGACAUUAUCAGCAAGACCAAACAGUCUUGUUUAAUAAGUCUUCAAUUCAAUUGUUCUACAUAAGAUCUUUGAAUUAAUACAAGUGUUUGUUUGUUUGUUUGUUUUCUACACAUCAUACAUAACACGCUUUACGCUGCAACGCUUUUGUAGAAAAAAAAUAAAGAAAAUAUAAAUUAAUAAAAUCUAAAAUAAAUCAAUCAUCAUCAUGCCAUAUUUUCCAAAUAUCAGUAAAAGUAGUAAUAAAAUGAGUAGUAAUACCUCAUUGGAUAAUGCAUCGGAUCAGGAUUAUAGUGAAUUUUUAAGUGAAUAUCUACUGCAGACACAUUCACCUCACAACGAGCCGGAAAUACAAUAUGAAGAGGGUGAAUUGGAAGCUGAAUGGUUAAUUGCUGCCGGUUUUCCACAAUUAACAAAACCAUUUGAGCAGGGUUUGGAAUUGCGAACUUCUGAAUUAGAACCGAUUUUGGCCUCAUUAUCUAAGCCUCAUGCUGAUGCCAUUAAACAGAGAGUGCGUACUUUAAAUCAAACCGUUAGAGGUCGCACUAAAAAUCGCCAAAAACGUAAACCCGAUAUUAGAGAUGUUUUUCGAGAUUUUGAUGAAUCAAGCACUGGCACCAGAUCACGUAGUGCCACACCUGAUUCUUUGGAUUCCAUACCAGGUGAUGAGGUGUGGGGCAAUACCUCUAUACCCAGUUUUGUUAGCAUUUUUGAUCAUGGCAAUACAACAGACAACGGCAAUGGUCAUUCACCUUUGUUUUCGAGUAAAAAUCUUAAACAAAAAUUAAGACGUACACCAAGUGCUCCUCUCAAAGGUUCUACAGAUAUUUUUCGUGGUUCUCAUGUACGCUGUGAUAUACCACUAUACUCGGCCGAUGGUAUAGAACUAUUGGGUUUUUCACGCAUUGGUACCAUACAUAUACCAAGGAAUAGAAAUAGAUCUGGGUCAGAUCCUUCCUGUUCGGUGGGACGUGCCCGUGGUGAAUCAAUGACCCAAGAUUCUCAAAGUGAUAAUAACACCUCUUCGGGGGAUUCUAGUGAUGAGUGUUUGUCCAAUCAUCAAAGACUAUCGAAUUCUUCAUCGCCUGAAACAUCGCCACAAAAGAUAUUAAUCAGUAAGAUACAUUUGGAUACACCACCACAAAGUGUGCAAAAUUCACCUUCCUCAAGAGAUGGUAUUAGUUUUGAGAGUAUGUGCCGUGAGACCUCUAGUCAAGAUGGAGUGGAUACUGUCGAUAGCAGUGAUUUAUCCUUGGAAUUUUACUCCGAUAUUGAUACAAUUAACGAGACAGAAUUGAAGCGUUUACAACCGUUGUUCUGGUUGGAACUAGCUUCCAUAUUCGAUCGUAAUCACGUUCAGCUGGAUAAACGGAAACCCGUUAAGCGUCGUCGCAAAGAAGAGGGCAAUUUAUUUGGUGUCUCUUUGAAUGCUCUAAUCAGACGUGAUCAACAGAUAACGGGUACCGAUUCCACAUUGGUACCAUUGUUUUUGGAAGGUUUACUAGAAGAACUUACCAAAAGAGGUGCCCGUGAGGAAGGUAUAUUACGUGUCGCUGGACAUAAACAAAAGACUGAAUUACUUUAUCAAGAACUUGAAUCGAGUUUCUAUCAAAAACCAAAAAAAUUCCAACAACUCUUAAGCUCAGCCAGUGUUCAUGAAUUGAGUGCCCUGCUCAAACGUUGGCUACGCGAACUACCCCAACCCCUGCUCACCAACGAACUCAUACAAUUAUUCUAUCAGUGUCAUGCUCUCCCGCCCACAGAUCAAGCCAAAGCUUUGGCCAUCAUUUGCCAAAUGUUGCCACACGAAAAUCGCAAUACGCUACGAACGCUUUUGCAUUUCCUCAACAAUGUGAUCGAACAGAAAGAAUUAAAUAAAAUGAAUUUACACAAUGUUGCAACGAUCAUUGCACCAUCAUUCUUUCCGCCUCGUUUCGUACAUCCCAUUGAUAAGAACAGCAUAGAGGAUCAAGUGAAGAUGGCAGCACAAUGUUGUCGUCUAACGAAUGUAUUGAUAACGCGUGGCGAAUCACUAUUUCAAGUGCCAAAUAAUUUAAUAGAAGAAUCGAAAUCUUCGAAUAAAACAAGACAGGGUAAACGUGGUCUACAUCGACGUGUUAAGGCUACCACAUCCCUGUUGCAUGUUAGCAGCUCAACUAAUAACAAUAACAACAACAAUAUUAGCAGCAAUAAUAACAAUAACAACACCAACAAUAAUACCAGUACCAUUUCCAUAGGUGAAAAUGGCAAUAUGGUUACACGUCAACAGUCAAUUAAUCCAAGUCAUGUACAUCGUUUAAUUAUUUGAUCACUACGAUUUGAUUUAUGAUUUACAAAUUAGACCAAAGUCGUCGUCGUCGUCAUCGUCUCUAACACAAAAGCUUAUUAUUAAUAAUAAAUUUCAAGAAAAAAGGUGUCUAAUCUAAACGGAAACUUAAAUAAAAUCAUAUUUUUCAUUAGAAUUUUUUUAACUAGUUUUUUUUCUUUUAGUCAAUAUCUGUUAAAUUGACUUAGAAA
This is a messenger RNA of Lucilia cuprina (Australian sheep blowfly), 2658 nucleotides long. RefSeq names its product rho GTPase-activating protein conundrum (gene conu). The record is from RefSeq and is a predicted model, not a curated record. Lineage: Eukaryota; Metazoa; Arthropoda; Insecta; Diptera; Calliphoridae. Gene Ontology annotation, biological process: regulation of small GTPase mediated signal transduction; signal transduction; regulation of actin filament polymerization. Bases 350 to 2449 code for a protein of 699 amino acids. Gene Ontology annotation, cellular component: cytoplasm. Gene Ontology annotation, molecular function: GTPase activator activity. The transcript is spliced from 9 exons.